ACGCAAUCGUGAAGAAAAGAGAUAGAGCAAACAAGAACUGAAAUCGACUGUCUGAAAAUGGAGACUGUGUGCCUUGCCCGUACAGCAUAUUGCUCUGUGAAAGCGGAUCGUGAGUGCAAUAAACGUACAUAACUUUUCUUUUCUCUUAUUCAAAUAGCCAAUUUCAUCGCGUAUCUGUGUUAUCAUGAAGCUUGUCCCUGUCAAUUGGGUUGAGUUAUCAGCAGAAUUUUGCAUUCCGAGACAGGUGUACAGAGAAACUCGUGGGUGAGAAUGGGUUAUUAUACUGGUUUGCUAUUCGUGAUAAUGUUCCCACUUUUCCUGCUAAUCGUGGCUACCUGUUUUGUUUAAUUAAAUCUCUGUUAUUUUGUGCCUUUUCAUAACUAGUUUUCUAAUGCUCGUUUGGACCUCUAACUUUUCUUUGGUGUGAUCAACAGAUCAAGCAGUGUAAUAAUUCACUUGAUCAAGUCUUAUCAGUCCCAAAUCAGUCCAUUGUGCCUCACUUAAUCUGUGACUGUGAUUACUCAGGUAGAUUCUUUUGCUGACCUUCUGUCUCUUUAGGAUCCAUACAAUGUCAACAAUUAAUGAAAGUUCUACUCCUCCCAUAUUGUUGCCAUGCACAAUCUGCAAUCGCACUUUCAAACCUGAGAGUUUGGCGAAGCAUUCAAAAGUCUGUGAAAAAACUCUUAUGAGGAAGAGGAAGAAAUUUGAUUCAUCCAAGCAACGAUUACAAGGAACGGAACUUGCAGAAUUUCUACCAAUGCUGUCAAAGUCUGUCAAAGUUGACAAAUCUCCCAUUAGAAAAGCUGACACAACGUGGAAGGACAAGCACUUGCAGCUGAUGGAAACGAUUCAAGCUGCAAGACAAAUCCCUUCAGAAGGAGGGCAUAUCGAGAACUUGAAGGGGCGGAUGCGUAGACUGACAGACCAAGAACUAUGUCCUCAUUGCGAGAGAUCGUUCGGUAUCAAGGCUUUUGACAGGCAUGUCGAAUGGUGUAAAGACAAGAUUACUCGGAUUCUCCCAAAGUCAACUGCCAGCUCUGUUGCUAAAGAACGUUUGGAAGCGAGGACAAAGUAUCAGGCUCCAAGGCUGCGGCAGUCUCUCCGAGCUCGUACCAGAGAAAAAUAUUCUCCUCAUAGGCACAAGCAAUCGCAGGAAAAGAAAUCAGAGUCAGCAGACAUAUUGAUCAAGAAGGAAUCUUCACCGAUCGUAGCAAUGAAUAAAGAAACAUCUGCCACCGCGAACAACAAGGGGUCGGCAACUACCAAGCCUCAAUCUCCUGUUGUAAAAAUCAAAAGCUUGGAGAAACCCAGUUUAACAAACAACAGACCUGUAGUUAAUAUACCAGUCCAGCCGCCAAUUAAAAGAUCAUCUACCUCGACCCGUCUCAGUUCACAGUCAGUGAAAAAGUUGGAUCUGCCAUCAACAAAUGUAUCAAAAACUCCUGCCAAAAGUCUACCAAAGCAAAACAAUACUGUCACUACCCUGCAAAUUGCAAAGAGUGAUGCCUCCAAUUAUGAUCCAUACACCUCAGCCCAGCAACAAAUGAAAGAGCUUUUGGAUCUUGAUUUCGAUAAAGAAUAUCCUGUCCUUAAAGAUUUACCCUCUCCUCUCAUCAAUCCCAUUCCUAUUAAGCGCGAAUCAAAAUCUGAAAUUUUAAAUGACAAACUCAUGAACAAUAUCAUACCCAACAUCUCAGCAAAAGUUGACAUUCCCAAAGUGAAAAACUUUGUUGAUGAAAAAAAUACUCUGAACAAUAGUCUUUCUGCUGCAAGCUUAGCCAGAAAUAAAUCUACCGAUCCAGGAAUCGAUGAAUUUAAAUUAGAAAAUUUUAUUGAUACUCUGUCGGAUGAGGAACUGAUAGGACCAAUCAAAGAUCUAGUCAUCAAGAAUUCUAUGGAGGCAGAUUUGAAACGACCACCAGUUUCGAUAGGUUGUUCACCAACAUCGGCAUUUGCCAAGUACUCUCCCUCUCCCCCUCACAUCAAUGAAACCACUGCAAAAUCCACCCCUAACCUUCCCCUGAAUGUGCCUCUUGAUGAGGUAGCAAACUUUUCCAAUUUGAACAAAAGCGAAAGGAAUGUGGAAAAAUACCCGCAUGUCAACAUGAGCAGUAUUAGUUUGUGCUCUACGGUCAGUAUUGAUUCCAAUAUAGAUUUUAAUAGAAACAAGCGAGGAUCUAAUGACAGUUCUUUUGCACAGGAAAUGAAUUCUAAGUUAAUGAAAAAUUCUGAAACGCACAAAGAAGGUAGGAACAUUGCUCGAACUUUACUCAAUAUGGAACAGAUGCUGUUCGGGGUCUCGCCUAACCCCAACAGUAAAAAUUCAAAAAGUGACAAUAAGAAUAGUAACAGAGAAGCAAAUAAAAACUUAACCAGUCCAAAAAGUGGUGAGAUUCCCUCCAAAGUAGAUAAAUCUACACCUAAUUUCAAUCAGUUGUACCCCAAAUUGAAUCUAAAUAGUGCGGACGCUGCAGAAUUAGAACUCAUAGAAUCCAUUUCUGAAUUAGAGAACCUAUAUCUUUUUUCCCCCAUCAGCCAAGAUCCAUCCCUCUCCUUGAACUCUUCCCUCUCCAAAACUGACUCCAAUUCCAUGACAGCUGGUAGCGGGGAAGGUCUACGGAAAGAGAAAAAAGAAGCUCAGGCCUUAUCUGCUUCGCAAGGAAGGAAGCCUAACUCUGAUUCAGCAUAUAGCAGUUUGAGCAGAAAAUCACCGUUGACCAGAACUCUAGCAACACAUCAAGUAGAUUUAGCUGAAAUAAAAAGCCCUAGCAGCUUAAGCUCUAGUGGGUCAGAAUCCUCUGUUGCUCAUGCCUGUCGUACAGAGCGUCGCCUGUCAACGUUUUGCCAUGAAUGCGGUGCUAAGUAUCCAGUUUCCGUUGCAAAAUUCUGUUGUGAAUGUGGAGUAAGAAGGUUAGCACUGUCCUAAAUUUUCAUUUUAUUUCUCUCCUCUCCUAGCAUCUAACUUUAAUUUAUUUAACUGACCAAAUAAUUUUGCUGUUUCAUAACUGCGUUACCAUUCUUACAAAGACUUACCAAAUCAAAUGUCGAAAUUCAUCUAGUUCCAUUAUUUAUUGAAGUUAUAUUUUUGUUCUUAUCAAACAAACCUCAUCUUUGUGUAUCGACAACCAUAAUUUCAUCUUUAUUUUUAUUCUUUUGUCUGUUCAUUGAAUUUUUUUACCUUUUCCUGACUUCCUGGUGUAAAUAUUUUAUUGUCCAUUCCUUUUAUAAUUUUAUCCCAAAAAAACUCAAAGCUAAUACUCUUUACUUGUAGGUACUAAGAUUUCCUUUUCCCCUCUGUAUUCUGUAAUACUCGUAGUGUACUUAUUCAUGUUUUUAUCAGGUUCUUUAUAUUUGGGUGUAAAUUUUGUCUCAAUGUGUAAGCCUUUUUAUGAUGUUGGAAAAAGAAUCGUGGAAAAGAAGAUGGAAAAUUUUGGGUAGAAUCAAAGUUUUCCAGGAAAGUAAAUUUCUGCCUAGAACUCUUAGUAGCGUCUCUGGAAAAGUGUAACUUCAUACUACUUUUCCUGGUAGAGAGUUUUUCUCUCAAAGGAAAAGCAAGUUGUGAAAGCAAGAAAUAGUGAGAAAAAAUAAUGAAAGGAUUUGUUAAUUGAGGUGCCUUUUUGCAAUCCUCAUUUAUGGCCUUAGUCCGCUGAAUUUGUAUACAUUAAGUACAUUUUAUGGCCUUUGUAAGUAAUAAGCAUGAUGGGAUGGUCUACAGUAUCUUAUUGGCCACCUCUCACUUUCUUUUAAUGUUUUUUCUAUCUUGCUCACCUCAUUUUGUCCUUGCAAAGUCGAGAAUUUUUGUAUUCUAUGCAAUGAAAAUGAACAAUCAGUUUUGUAAAAUACUCUAUUUUUGUAAACAUGUUUCUUCAUUCACUUGUUAGAAAUUAAUUUUUUGAUGUUUGUAACUCAUUAUUAUUUUUAUCAGUGUCCAUUGUAGCAAGGACUUGAACACCAGGCUCAGUAAAAUAUAUCAAUGCCUGAAAGCUAUGCUUGCAUUUUUCGUUACAUUUUAGGAAAAUUUUUUUUUUCUUAGUUCUCUGUAAUAUUAUUGUGGUGGAAAUUCUUUUAAGCUGGUCGACUUUGCCGAUUGUCCAUUUUUUAGAUUCAACUGGGAUUCAUUUUGUGGGUCUUCUUACCCCUAUUUAGCAAAUCAUUCAUCAUUCUCUCUCUAAAAAGCAAAAAAAUAAAAGAAUGAUCUAAUACAGAACCAUACCAUCAGACGCUUCCUUGAAGUAUUGUCAUUUGUAAAAUGGAUGGGAAAAUGAAAACAAAUAGCAUUUGUUCGAAGAGCACAUCCAUGUGAGCUCAAAGAGGAGAGAAAGGAGGAAGUUACGUAUUGCUGAACAUUCAUCCUAAACAGGAAGGAAAUAAAUACGUACAAAAGAGUCGCUUUCAAAGCGCUCUCUGGCGCUCUGCGACGCCUAAUCGCCACAGUGCUCGGUCCUCCCAUAACUUGUUAGGAAGUUGGAACUCCCUCAGGGAAGAAAUCAGAGUCCAAAUUUCUCUCUCAAAGGAUGGUUUGCUGUUUCAUAAUCUUAUGAAAAAUCUUCUGCGCCUUCAUCUCAGAAAAUUACAAUAAUUCUUGUAAACCAUGCCUCUUUUUAAUUUUUUUUUUGCAAAUCGUCUGGUUUGAUAAAUCAAUUUUUUGCAGAAUGUUUCUUCCCUCUGUCUUUUUAUGAUUGUUUGCUGAGCUUGGUUUUCAUUGACUCUGUUAUUUUAGCUUAUGAAUUUCUGAAUUUCAGAUCUGAUUUUCUGAUGCGUUUGUUUUGAUUCUUACACAUGUGUGCGAUGCAAUUUUUUAUUCAGGAACAUCCUCAAAGGUGUUGCAGAUGUUUGAAUUCUGUGCCAUUUUUUGUCUCUUGCUCUCUUUUCAUCCAAUGCAAGUAGUUUUCACCCACCAGUCAGAGCAAUUAACAAUACUGAUGAUGUGUAUGAUCCUACUUUUAUUUCUAUUUUUACGAAAGUACUAGUUCUACUCGGAAUUUUCAGCAUUAAAUGUUUCCUCUGACUGUAAUAAAAAUUAUCUUGAGCUGCUCAUUACAGAAUAAUCUCCAAAUCAUACCGAAGGUUUUUCGAGAGAUGUCAGCUGAACCUAAUUGAUCCAUUAUUUGCUUAUCAAAGACCAAGAUUAAAACUAAUAUAUUAGCUAAAUUUUAUACGUCCUGAUUUUUUUUUUGUCAGGUAGAGAUUUACCUGAUAAAAUUAAGCAGUCUACCUAGUCAAGUAUUAUUCCUCUCUUAGGAGCACCUUUCGGUUACUGAGUGUUUCAUCCAGUUGUAAACCAAACAUCAUGACAUUAGACUACAAAGAAUUCUUGCAAUUUUUGUGAAGUUUUGAAUGACAGGAAAGAGAGCAAAUCAUUCAUUCUUUCAGUGCAGAGAAACAAAUUAUGUAUUUUUAAUUUUUCCUUUUAAUCGCUCUUGCCUCCGCACAUUUAAGCUCCUACCAAGUUUGCUAGUAUACCAUCACACUCAAAAAGUGCCGCAAUUAAAUUCUUGUAAAUCCACUACAUAUUACAGCCGUGAAAAUUUGAGUCUGUAUUUUUGUCAAUGUCACAGGUUUGCCCUGGAUUGUACAUUUGUGAUUUUGAUUGAAGUGAUGACAAUAUGUAUUUUAAAAACUUACAUGACAGCAACAUGCAUGAUUUAGUUUCAAAAAGUAAAACAACAAAAUAUACCUCAUAAAACACUUAACACUAACUUUUUGUAAAAGUGGCCUGAAUUCUGAGAGCACAUUGAAAUACUUAACAACAAUUUGACUCAUAGUAUUCUAAGAUUCCUGUAAUGGUAACCCCCCCCCCCCCCUAAUAUAAGGGAAUUAUAUUUGUCCUAUUCUUGUCUAUAAGACUCGAAUUAUGAAUUAGUGCAAUCGAAUUGGAGCUGGCAGCCAUUAUGUAUGUAUGUAUGUAUGAAUUGAAGCCAUGCAUUUAAGCCAUUUAUGUGAUUUGUGUUAAGUUUUGUACUGAAAGUCCACUUCUCUUUCGAAAGAUAAUGGUGUUUUAUUACCUAACUCACUACGUUACAAAUUCAAUAUUUGCAAUAUUAGUAUUAUUGUAAGAAAUUUGAAGACUUAUCACGCACAGUAAACUUUAAGAUGGUUUCAAAAUUUAUUAUCACAUUUUUUAUUUUACUACUUGUUUUUUAAACCCGGAGCCUUUUUCCACCCGAAGACUGUGUGCUUACGGCAAACAUCAAUUGUCAAGUUUUGUGGUUUGACCGAUUUCGCAUUUCAAAAAAAAAUUUAUAUUAGUAGAUAAUAUGAACAAAAAAACGUAGAGCCAAGGUAAUUUGUCGAAAUAAAAUAUUUACUCUUCAUAAUAGUCAAUGAGUCUUCGUUUUGUAAGUGCAAUUAAAUUGUUUCAUUGUUAUUCUUGUCAAAUUUCUGUACUAAUAUUAGAGUUAUUUUUAAAACAGUAUUCAAAGCUAAUUUUGUGAUUCUUUUCCGAAAAUUGUUUACCUGUUGUGAGCAUCACAGCGUUACCUUGAUUUUGUAAUCUAGUCCUAAGGAGUCUAGCAGUUGCUUGUACAUUAGUUGCUCCCAACCAAAUUAAACCGAGGAGGGGUACCCACACACCAGUCCUCUGCUUGUAUCUUUUGUACCAUAUUCACCUAGAAAAACAUAAUUUUAUUACCUUUUAAGUAGAAAGUUACACUAGGUCAGUUGAGGUGGUCACACCUAUGGGUUUUGAUGGUUUAAGAUAACAGAUUAGCAAAAAAUAAUACAAUUUAUUGAAACACCAAGUUACCCAGUAUUAACAGAUUGCAUGACAUCCAUCAGGGUAGUAGGUAUUUAUCAUAAUCUCCUCUGCCUUGGUUUCAUAAAUCAUUGAUACCCACAUUUGCAUUGGUUGCUUGACGUAAGAUGCAGAUGAAAUCAAGGUGGAAGAAACUACAGUACGCCUUUCCACAGUGGAUGUGCUGAAUGCCGUCUUCUUUAAUGGGUGAAAUAUUCGUUAAUAUUGGACAUUGAAAAGGCUCCGUACACACCUCAUGGGAAUGUAUGCGCUGUAUGAUUUCCAGUUUUGUCAUUGGAUUAAGCUCACCUAUGGUCGCUGAUCAAAAGUCACCUUUGUGCUAACUCUCUACGAGCCACCGUUUUUGCAUAAUCUGCAGUGGAAGUUUCCAUAAUUCCUUGCGUAAAUUAAGGUAGUGCAGCAAUAAACAGUCAAAGAUAUCCCUGAUUUCUGCACAUCGAGUACAGUUCAGAAGUGUGCAAGUAAUGUAAAUAGGAAAACCAAUCAGCAGUCAAGUGACAGUCUUGUCUCGGAUUCCCCACGCCUUUUCUUUCCACCAUCCAGAUCAGUUUCCUUUUCUCUCCCCUUCUAUAGUCCUUACCAGACAGACGCGCACUGCGUAUUGAUUUCAGCUGACCCGUCCUAGAAAUUAUGGAAACUUUAAUCGUGGAUUGAGCAAAAAUGGUGGCUCGUAGAAAGUUAGUGCAAUGAUUACUUUUAAUAAGCAUCCAUAGACGAAUUUACUGCAAUUAAAAAAUUGGAAAUUAAACCGGACACACGUAUUCAUGAUGAGGGUGUAGGGUCCUUUAGCGUUCCAAUAGAUCUUAUUAAUGUUUGCAAAUCUAUAAGCCUAAACCAUUAAAAUUUGAUUCUUUGACUAGGCAGCUGACCCAUAGAAGAAAUGAGACUUAAAGCAACUUCUAGCUGGAACCCUUUUUUCUUAACUCAGGAGCGAAUUUCUUUAAUAUCCCUGCUAAAUCCCCUUAUUUUUACCUGUACUUCUGCUUAAGUAUCCAAACCUACAUUAAAAGCUCUUUCUCACAAUUGGAUCAGAUCCGUUGCACAAUUUUUCAAUUAAUAUUACUAAUUGUAAAUAUUGAUUUCAUGGGUAGGAUAAAAUUUUGGAAACGUACGGAAGUUUUGAGCAGAAUUAAAUGAAUUAGUAGGCUUUAAUAUCAUAGUCUGCUAUGUAAUAGAACACAUUAAGAUAACAGUGUUUCAGGAAAUCUGCUAGGUUUUCAAGGUAUUUUCAGAUGCUUGAAAACUUCACCGAUAGUGAACCAUGCAUUAAAAUAAGUUUUCAAUAUCCUAGCCCAAAAAUGUACCUAAAAUCUACUCACAGAUGAAGAAUAGAAAUUCAAAACCUGGUAAGUGUUAUUAGGUGUUGCUCAGAUUUUGAAUGAUGUUUCUCACUGGAAAAGAACGAAAAUACGUGUGGUUCAUGGAUUUUUCAUGGUAGAAGUUUCAGGAAAACUUUGUCUUGUUAUUCAGACAGGAUGUGUAAUUCUGAAGCCAAUAGAUAUGCAUCAAGAAAAAGAUACAGUUGUAACAUUAGCAACAUCUUGUGGCGCUCAUCAAGAUUUGAAUUUCUACCCUUUGGGCGUCAAGGGCUGAUAAACCUUGACUACUGAUUAACUGUAUUUCAUCUGCAAAACUGAACCUCUUCCAUCUUUUGAAUAUUAAGACCAUCGGAACGAAAUUCGUUUGCUUUCACCAAGAAAAUCUGUUUAUUUUAAGGUCAGUUUUAAAAUUAGCAGGAACAAUUUUUCAUUUUUAUGCAAGUUGGUAUUGAGUCAAACAAGGAAGUCAAACAGUUUUUUUAAAACUUGCAGACACUUUCUGUCUUGCAUUGCCUACGAAAAAUUCCCUAAAUUUCCACGAGCUUAAAUAUUUCACUCCGUCCCUUUUUGGCGGCAAGUUUGAGGGAGAAAAAAUUUCAUUUAUUGACUUGCAGUAUUGCGUUUUUUAAGUAAGAUAUGAAGUGAAGUCAGUUUUUCAAUAGUCCUACAAAGUGAUGAAAGUUGAAUAGAUGUACGUAACAAAGUAAAAUUCUGUUUCAAGUUUUGAUCAGCAGUUCUCAUUGUUAAAUUAAUGCAAUUCUUUAAUCUGCGGGUAAAGUAUUAGUUCAUCUUGGUGUUUUGAAAAAUAUCAAAAGCUCUGUUGCCAUAGAAGUAUUUUCUAGCACCUAAAAGUUGCCUUUUAAAUACUACUAAGUACUACGGGGAUUUUUUGUACCUUCAGUAUCCCUCUCAGAGAAAUUAACAACUUGCUUUGAUCUAUGAACUAAUUUUAAUGUCCAUUUUAUUGUUUAGUAGGUUUUUUAUGUUUAUUUAAUUUUUUUCUAAUCUUUAUUCCAGGUAAACUGUAUUUAAUGGCAAAUUAACGAAUUCACUAAUCUAGUCGUGUUUCAUGAUUUUCAGACUCCAUGUACAGUUCUUGUUUUUCAUGCCAAGAAACUUUCCUUGGCCUAGAUUUAGUACACGAAUUUCCUUCUGUAAUCAGAAGUAAGUUCUCAGACAUUGUAUAUUUUUGUGCACAUAAACAAAGUCGCCUUUUUGGAGACUGAAACCUUUAAUAAAAAGCAACACAUGUCAUACUCUGCCCCCAAUGAAGGGGUAGUGCCAUAAAAAUGAGUAUCUUUAGCAAUAAAAGCUUUAACAUCAGUCUAUUUGGUGAUGGAUUUCAAUUUGUCAACUACUUGUAUCAACUUUUUAGUUCGUCAUAUUGGAAAGGAAAUGUGUUACCUCUGAUGAAAACACCAUUCAGAAGCAAAAAGUAGAUUGAAGUGAACAGUAGAACAGGGUUGAGCAGUCACAAAUGUAGUGCACAAAGUUACAGAAAAAACGGGAUUAAGAAGGCUAGGAUCGAAGUUCAACCUCAUUCCUGCUAUAGGACUUUUUUUCUUGGGGGGGGGGGGGAUUGAAUACACAUUUUCAUGAUGUUAUCAAAGUCCAUCACAUUUGGCUUGAGGAUAUCAUGUUCUCGACUUUUUCAUCAAGAGAAAACUAGAUGUAGUAAAUUCAAAUGUGCCUUAAUUUGUUUAAAUCCAAAAAUGCCCACUGUUCGUAAAAUUCAGGGACUUAUGAGAAAAUGUAAUGUACCGUAACAAGAUAAAUCCAAUGGCAAA
Molecule: messenger RNA, 9860 nt
Organism: Bemisia tabaci
Lineage: Eukaryota; Metazoa; Arthropoda; Insecta; Hemiptera; Aleyrodidae
Source: RefSeq, a predicted model, not a curated record